Papaver somniferum (opium poppy) is the source of this 963-nucleotide messenger RNA. Its product is annotated as NADH-quinone oxidoreductase subunit B 1-like. The transcript has 2 exons. Gene Ontology annotation, biological process: electron transport coupled proton transport; aerobic respiration; mitochondrial respiratory chain complex I assembly. Gene Ontology annotation, molecular function: 4 iron, 4 sulfur cluster binding; NADH dehydrogenase (ubiquinone) activity; quinone binding. The record is from RefSeq and is a predicted model, not a curated record. Lineage: Eukaryota; Viridiplantae; Streptophyta; Magnoliopsida; Ranunculales; Papaveraceae. Bases 83 to 697 code for a protein of 204 amino acids.
CUAACAUCUCCCCAUUACUUCGUCUUCCUAUAAACCAAAACUCAAAAUCUUUCUCGCUCUCCAUUUCCUCGAAAUCUCUCCAAUGGCGCUUCUUCCAAAAACAAUCCGAUUAGCUCAAAGAUCAGCUGGUUUUCACACAACAUUACCAUCACUCUACGCAUCAACAUCAUCCACAUCACCAGCGACAUAUCAAAAACCAACAGCACCAGCAAUCGGAACUGGUGGAAAAGCAGCAGAGUUUGUAAUUUCAAAAGUAGAUGAUCUAAUGAAUUGGGCAAGACGUGGAUCUAUAUGGCCAAUGACUUUUGGUUUAGCUUGUUGUGCUGUUGAAAUGAUGCAUGCUGGUGCUGCUCGUUAUGAUUUUGAUAGAUUUGGGAUUAUUUUUAGACCUUCACCAAGGCAAUCUGAUUGUAUGAUUGUUGCUGGGACUUUGACCAAUAAGAUGGCUCCUGCUCUCAGAAAGGUUUAUGAUCAAAUGCCUGAGCCUCGUUGGGUUAUCUCCAUGGGAAGCUGUGCCAAUGGUGGUGGCUACUACCAUUACUCCUACUCUGUAGUUCGUGGUUGUGACAGGAUUGUGCCAGUUGACAUAUACGUCCCAGGUUGCCCUCCAACAGCCGAGGCUCUGCUUUAUGGAAUCCUGCAGUUGCAGAAGAAAAUCAACAGGAGGAAGGAUUUCCAGUUGUGGUGGAACAAGUAGGUGUAUCGGUCGCUACAACCAGUUGGUGGGUGACAACUCCGUCGCUGCCAAUCAGAACAUGUCGUACAAGAGGGUUUGUUUAUGCUUGUUGUUGACGAAAUAAAAUCUUUCUUUGGAAGAACUUUGGAUAUCCUGUUUGUUUGAAUUUGUUAAAAAAAAUCAGGGUCUUGUAAAUUAUAAGCUCUGGGAUUUCAUAAGAUGUUGUUUUAUGUAUAAUUUUGUGACUGUUCUUAUGCUUGUGUCAAUAUUCUUGUUACCUCCCCUCA